Molecule: messenger RNA, 2380 nt
Organism: Alligator mississippiensis (American alligator)
Lineage: Eukaryota; Metazoa; Chordata; Crocodylia; Alligatoridae
Product: kelch-like protein 9
Exons: 4
Coding region: 258-2120 (620 amino acids)
Molecular function (GO): protein binding
Source: RefSeq, a predicted model, not a curated record
UCGUUGCCAACAAGACUGUUCAGCCCUGCGAGGCACAGCGCUCAGCACUCCUGCAGAAGCAACAACCAGGACUUGUUGCAAGUAACAGGUUAGCGAAGUACCAUUAAAUUUCAGGCAAGAUUCUGGAAACUUGAGUCAGCUGUGAUAUAGGUCCCCCACAGGGGGAAACUAAAGGCUCUCCUGAAAGUCCCUAUGUGGGAGACUGACUCCUCACAGACACCAGCUAAGAUUUCUCCACCUGUCCGGUUUUCAAAGCAAUGCUGCUCAGCACCCAGAGCUGUGGGUCGUGUCUCACUUCAGACACUUACCUGGCCAAACUCCUGGAGGGAGUCAGCAGCCUCCGGUCCCAGAACGCACUCUGUGACGUCACGCUGGAGGCAGAUGGAGUUCGCUUUCCAGCGCACAAGAUCAUUUUGGCUUCAGUCAGCAAUUACUGCAAGAUCUUGUUUGUUGGAAAUGCAGCAAGAGUCGGGAACACAGAUGCGAACAUCCAGCUGAAAGCCAUCAGUGCCAGGGGGCUCAGGAACGUUCUCAAUUUCAUUUACUCCAACACGCUGGAUCUCUCGCUACAGAACAUUGAAGAGACGUUCAAGGCAGCAGAAGCCCUGCUUAUCCGGGAAGUGAUCAAACUGUGCUUCCGGUUUCUGGAAGACUGCCUGAAUCACAAGAACUGCUUGGAUGUUCUCAAUAUUGCUAAGAGGCUUGGACCAGAAGAGUUGAGGCAGAAAGCCACACGCUACAUAGGGAAGCACUACAAGCAGAUACUGGCUGAUCCUCGACAUGUGAAAGAGCUGGACAGAGUGACCCUAUGUGAAAUCUUAGACAAGACAGACAUGGAGGGGUGCACUGAGCUGGAGCUAUUCAAUGCCGCCAUAUGCUGGUUGCAGCAUGACAAUGCAAGGAUGAAAGGAGCAGCAGAUAUUUUAAGGAGAAUCCGACUGCCUCUCAUUCCUCUGCGGGAUCUACAGAGAUAUGUACAAGGGAUGCCCAUUAUGAGGACGAAUUCCGACUGCCACAAGUACCUCCAGCAGGCUGUGUGCUACCACUCCCAGCUCUACGCCCAGCCAGUCCUGCAGACCCAGCACACGAACAUCCGCUCCAGUGCCACUAGCCUGCUUGUGGUUGGGGGCAGAACCCUCGACAACAGCGUGCGCAGUGACAUGUGGGCUGCAGACGCAAGCUUCAGCACAUGGCAAAAGAUCGGGGAACUCUGCACACCUGUAUACAACCACUGUGUAGCUGUAAUCGGUAAUUUCCUCUUUGUCAUCGGGGGCCAGUACAGAUUCGAUCCGACAGGCAAACAUCCUUCAAAUGAGGUGUUCCGGUUUGAUCCCCGUAAUGCUUCGUGGCUGCAGGUGGCCGGCAUGUUAGAGAGGCGGACGCGCUUCCACGUAGACGUGAUGUCUGAUCACAUCCUGGCCGUGGGUGGCGGGACACUACUGGGGAACCUCACCAACACGAUGGAAUCCUACCAGCCUGCUGAGAACAAGUGGCAGUUUAUGGCUCCCUGCCCAAUGCCAGUGGCUGAUCACGCAGGCACCACACACAAAGGAAUCCUCUACAUCUCAGGGGGAUUUUCUGGUGGUAAAGCCUUGCGAGAUGCACGCAGCUACCUCCCUCGCCUGCAACGCUGGGUGGGUAACCGGGCUAUGACCUUUGCCCGAUGCGAACAUGGAAUGGCCACAGUCAAAGACAGAAUCUUCUGUAUUGGAGGAAGGACUCUAAAUGCUGCAGAGGAAUGGAUCCAUGUCAACGAGACUGAGUGUUACUGUCCAGGCACUGACCAGUGGACCACACUAACUCUGUCACGUUUCGACUGCUGCCAGUUCAGCAUCACUGUACACCAAUCUAGACUCUACAUCACAGGGGGAGGAUCAUUGCGACACAUGAGUAAAGAGGAUGGCAUUUUUGUGUAUGAGCCUGAGGGAAGGAUCUGGAAGAAAGCUGGCUCUCUGCCUAACCCUUUGGUUGACCAUGCUUCCUGCAUGAUUACACUGUCACAUGAGACUAUAGCCAACCAGCAGGAGAGAGGAGAAGAGUGCUCACCCAGCUGCAGGAGGAAAAAAUCCACUCUCAAUUUGUUCAUCACUAACAAACAAGAGCCACAAUCAGUGUCUUAAUGGGAGCGGGAAGUGGAUGCGCAAGGUAGCUGCUCCAUGGAAACCCACUCAGUAUUGUAACAGUUCUGCUCUGUUCUCUGGCCAAAUACCAUAACCUGGAAUUUUGGAGCAGUGCCUUCUUGGAUUAACCUUAAUAUGUCCCUGUGCGCUGCUAGAGUGGCAGGGAGAGCAGAACAAGCAGGGAAGAGAAUCAGUCCCCCACUACCAGUGCACUGGCCUGAACCCCGGGCUUCUUUUAAAAAUAAAAAAAACUACUGACA